GAAAGCCCACCAUUUUUUUGUGCCUUCCUCUUCUAGCUAUCCCCUGCAUCUUUCUUCCUUUUUCCUCUAGCCAAGAUUGAGGAGCAAAGAGCACUCUCCACUUGGAAUCCUUUUCAAUUUCUACUGUCCUCUUCAAUAAGGCACUUGAUUUUCAAAUUCGUAGAUUGGAGUAGCAAUCACCAGCUGGAGAGUUUCGGUAGAGGUCCCUUAUGCUAGUUGUACAUAGCAGAUAGGAGCUCGUGCUUUUGAUAUGGAGGCAGAUCAAUGUGUUACCAAAACGAUGAUUCGACUUUUGAUAUUUUGAAAAACUUUUGAGAAGGGUUUACCUUCAUGAUUUUGUGUAAAUUACUUUUAUGUAUAUAAUAUUUAAACUAAUUAAAUGAGCUUAGCCCAACUUAUUUUAUAAUUUUGAGUAUUUUGACAUUUCCUUAAGACAUUUUUUGGUUAAAGUAGUUUUCCUUUAGGUUAAAUACUUUUUUUGGUCCCUCUACUAUAGGAAAAAGCCCAUUUUUAGUCCCUAUACCGAAAAAAUCCCCUUUUUGAUCCUUAUUGUUUCAAAUCCGACCCCUUUUUGGUUCUUCCGUUAAAUUUUGGCUGAUGUGGCAAAUCUCGUUAGGAUCUUUGCAAACCCAGCAUUGGGUUUGCACUGGGUUUGCUUGGUUUCGUGAUGGGAAACCAGCACUUGGGUUCGCGUGGGUUCGUGAUGCGAACCUAAUGCCUGGGUUCGUGUGGGUUCGUGACGCUAACCCAGCACCUAGGUUCGCAAAACAAACCCAGGAUCUAGGCUAGGUUUGUGACGAACCCAAGAUCUAGGUUGGGUUCACAACGAACGCAGCUCCUGGUUUCAUCUACUGAUUAUGUUUGAAUGCUAAGACUUUGUAUUUCGUAUUCCAUUUUUUGUUUUCAUUGUCUCUGAACAUGAAUGAUGUGGAUUUAGCUUUUGAAUUUCAUCUAAUGAUUAGAUCGUUCUUAGGAAUGAUUUUGAGUAUUGUAGUUGGAGAUUCGAAUCUCUUCUGUUAUGUAUCUUGGUUUUUAUAUUAGAUUUUAGCUUGCAUCUACUGAUUCUAAGUAU
This is a messenger RNA of Rubroshorea leprosula, 1072 nucleotides long. NCBI's taxonomy places the organism in Eukaryota, Viridiplantae, Streptophyta, Magnoliopsida, Malvales, Dipterocarpaceae. The record is from the annotation of a GenBank genome assembly.